Pseudocercospora fijiensis CIRAD86 is the source of this 381-nucleotide messenger RNA. RefSeq lists its product as uncharacterized. Bases 1 to 381 code for a protein of 126 amino acids. The transcript is spliced from 3 exons. The record is from RefSeq and is a predicted model, not a curated record. Gene Ontology annotation, molecular function: nucleic acid binding. NCBI's taxonomy places the organism in Eukaryota, Fungi, Ascomycota, Dothideomycetes, Mycosphaerellales, Mycosphaerellaceae.
AUGGUGAUGGUACUACCACCAGCGCUACACGCUGUCCUGGUAGUCCAACGCAGUCCGACGAUACAAUCCCCAGUGUUCCGAAGAUUGGCAAUCCAGCGGAGCCUGGCGGCGGCGGUUGGCACUCGCAUCGACUUCCAGUACAACACCAAUGUCGGUUACGCCUUCGUCAACUUCACCGACCCGGAGGCGAUCAUCGACUUCGUGAACAACUUUGUCAACAAGGAGUGGCAGGUAGGAUACCACCCACGAAAGAUCGCACAGGUGUCGUAUGCCACAGUCCAAGGCAUUGACAGCCUGAUCGAGAAGUUCCGCAACUCCGCCAUCAUCGAUAGCAGAGUUCAGCGACUCCCGUCCAAAGCUUUGCCGAGACGGAAUAACUAA